CCAAACACCUUCAACAGGCCAUAUCAUUGGCAGUUAAUGAAAGUGAUGCGGCUUUUUGGAAGGGAUACAUUGAUCUUCACCGUGAACAUUAUCUGCUCGAAUGUAUUUCCGCAGAAAGUGACAUUGAACUCACCAUCGAAUUUAUACAACAGGCUCUAAAAAAACCUGGUUUUCUUGAA
Molecule: messenger RNA, 179 nt
Organism: Acaulospora colombiana
Lineage: Eukaryota; Fungi; Glomeromycota; Glomeromycetes; Diversisporales; Acaulosporaceae
Source: the annotation of a GenBank genome assembly